Molecule: messenger RNA, 2451 nt
Organism: Penicillium paradoxum
Lineage: Eukaryota; Fungi; Ascomycota; Eurotiomycetes; Eurotiales; Aspergillaceae
Gene: fcpA
Product: protein-serine/threonine phosphatase
Exons: 3
Coding region: 1-2451 (816 amino acids)
Cellular component (GO): nucleus
Molecular function (GO): RNA polymerase II CTD heptapeptide repeat phosphatase activity
Source: RefSeq, a predicted model, not a curated record
AUGCUUCUCCGUCUGCCCACCAGCUUACAUUACCCGAUCACCGUAACGUCGCUGCUCAAGCAGCCCGGCGAUACGGUUGAGAGGGACGAGGCUCUAUUUUGGUAUGUCUACCAGACUACCGUCACCGAGGGUGAUGGACUGGGGAACAAAGUUGAAGUGCAACGAAAGUUCCCGACCAGAUUCGAAUCGACUGUUGAUGGAGAGAUCCUAGAAUGGAAAAUCCAAAAGGGAGAUAUCAUAGAUGAACCGGUCAAUGUUGUCGAAAUCGAUGAGCCGUGCGCGCACGAGAUCCAGUUUGGAGGACUUUGCGCGGAGUGCGGGAAGGACAUGACCGAAUCCACAUACAACACCGAGGUUGCGGAUUCAAUGCGUGCUCCGAUCUCCAUGACCCAUGAUAACACUACACUUACCGUCAGUCAACGGGAGGCAACCCGCGUCGAAGAAGAUGCGAAACGCCGGCUACUUUCGUCGAGACGUUUGACGUUGGUGGUGGAUCUCGAUCAAACCAUUAUUCAUGCCACCGUUGAUCCCACAGUGGGGGAAUGGAAAGAAGAUAAGCAAAAUCCAAAUCACGAAGCUGUGCGGGAUGUGCGACAGUUCCAGUUGAUCGAUGAUGGUCCUGGGAUGCGUGGAUGCUGGUACUACAUCAAGCUGCGACCAGGACUCGAGGAAUUCUUGCAAAAUGUGGCCGAGAUCUACGAAUUGCACAUCUACACCAUGGGUACUCGUGCGUAUGCCCAGCAUAUUGUUGAUAUCAUUGAUCCCACCCGCAAACUUUUCGGAGAUAGAAUUCUCAGCCGUGACGAGAGUGGUAGCUUGACGGUCAAGGAUCUUCAGCGGUUGUUCCCGGUGGAUACAAAGAUGGUGGUGAUUAUUGAUGAUCGUGGUGACAUCUGGCGGUGGUGCCCCAAUCUGAUUAAGGUCUCUCCUUACGACUUUUUCGUCGGAAUCGGUGAUAUCAAUUCUAGUUUCCUUCCAAAGAAGCAAGAUAUUGGAGCAAACAAGCCUAUUGAGGCAAAGGCGCCCGAGAAGACUGACGAGCAUCAUGUCAACGGUAAAACGCAAGAAGGAACAGAAGUAUCGGCAUUAGAGCAAUUGGUGACUAUGGGGGGUGGAGACAGCCCGAGGCUUCUUCAGGAGCAGACCGAUGCACAAGAAGAAACGAUAUUGCACCAGGUGGAAGAUCGACCAUUGUUACAGAAGCAAAAGGAGCUGGAUGCAGAAGAUAGUAUUGCUGAAAGUAGCGAUGCAUCCUCUAUGGUCGAAGAUCCCCAGGAGCAUGCGAAACAUCGCCAUCACCUACUUGAGGAUCACGACCAAGAGCUCUUCCAGCUGCAAGACCGACUUGAACAAGUGCAUCUACAAUUUUAUGAGGAAUAUGAUAAGAAGCGGACUCUCGCUCUCGGGGGUCGGGUGGCAGCUCUGAGGGGUGAGAAGGUGCACUCGAAAGAUAAAGACGUGGAUCUCAAACUGGUUCCCGAUGUCAAAGAUAUCAUGCCGCAGAUCAAACGGCGUAUCCUUGGAGGGGUAGUAUUAGUAUUUUCAGGUGUCCUUCCUCUGGGAAUGGACUUCCAAAAUGCCGAUAUCUCCCUUUGGGCGAAGAGCUUUGGUGUAACAAUCUCAUCAAGGGUAAAUGCUCGCACAACUCACCUCGUGGCUGGCCGCAAUCGCACCGCCAAAGUAAGAGAUGCCACUCGCUACCCCAACGUCAAGAUCGUGACAACACAAUGGCUCGUCGACUCGCUGGUUCAAUGGAGACAAAUGGACGAAGAACCAUAUCUUCUUCCCCUUCACCCAGACGACCGAGGCGAACCCCUUACCCCGGCCGAGCUGGAACUCGAGCACUCCAUACUCUCAUCCACAGACGAGGACAUGACGGGAUCCCAAUGGACCCAAGAGGAUGAUGCCGAGGACAUCUUCAAAUCAUCCGGUCUGGACGAGACAUCACCCGUCGGGUAUGAUGCCGACGAGCAAGCCGCCGUGCACGACGAAUUAAAGGACUUCCUGGGUAGCGACGACGAGAGCGAAAGUGACACGGAGUCAUUAUUAGACGAACCAUUCACAGCAAGCAAGAAGCGCAAACGUGGCGAUGGGACUGAAAGCGGAACCGACGAGGAAGAAUCCGGAGACGACAACGAAGACGACCACGACAAGCAAGGCUCCAGGCUGUCCCAACGCAUCAAACGCUCUUACGAGCGCAACACCAAGCUACGAGAAAUCACAUCAGCCCCUGCCCCCGGCCUUAACCUGCCAUCUUCAGACCGUCCACAGGCCAUCUUAGAUGGAGAAUCUGAUUCCGAAACUGUGGGAACCAGCAGCGCCCCGAAAUCCAGCUAUCCCGAGGAUCCAGACGAUGACGAGGACGAGCUCGAACGGGAAAUGCUGGCUGCGUUUGAGGGCGGUGGAUAUGACUCUCAAGUGGAGGCGGAUGCUGCUGCUGAGAAUGGAUAG